Messenger RNA from Macadamia integrifolia, 1339 nucleotides. RefSeq names its product alpha-soluble NSF attachment protein 2-like. Gene Ontology annotation, cellular component: SNARE complex; vacuolar membrane. Gene Ontology annotation, biological process: SNARE complex disassembly; intracellular protein transport. The record is from RefSeq and is a predicted model, not a curated record. Gene Ontology annotation, molecular function: syntaxin binding; soluble NSF attachment protein activity. Bases 273 to 1142 code for a protein of 289 amino acids. The transcript has 9 exons. Lineage: Eukaryota; Viridiplantae; Streptophyta; Magnoliopsida; Proteales; Proteaceae.
AUUCGCCAGUAAAUAGCACCACAGAGAAUAAACCGGCGGCCGGACCUGCAUGGUUCAGAAAAUUGCCACUCGCGGCCCGUAGAGAGAUCCUCGCCUAAAUGUUGACGCGCGUUUUUUUCCCCUUUCUCACUUCACCCAUGGACGAUGGAGGACUCUCUUAUUCGCCUUUUCCUCUUAAGAAAUCUCACAUCCUUUUCCCUUUAUUCCUCUCUCUCUCUCUCUCUCUCUCUCUCUCAACUGUGUGACGCUUUGAAGCUCAGAAUAAUCGGAAAAUGUCGGAUGCUGCAAAAGGAGAAGAGUUCGAGAGGAAAGCUGAGAAGAAACUUAAUGGCUGGAAUAUCUUUGGUGGUUCUAAGUACGAAGACGCCGCUGAAUUGUACGAGAAGGCUGCUUCUUCCUACAAACUCGCUAAAUCCUGGGAUAAAGCUGGAGCUGCCUAUAUCCAAGUGGCUGAUUGUCAUUUGAAGUCAGAAAGCAAGCAUGAAGCUGCUUCGGGCUAUGUGGAUGCUGCAAAAUGUUACAAUAAAACCUCCCCCAAAGAGGCUAUUUCAUGCCUGACUAAGGCUCUCAAUCUUUUCAAGGAAAUUGGCAGGUUUAAUAUUGCAGCUAGACAUUGCAAGGAGAUUGGAGAGCUUUAUGAGCAAGAACAGGAUCUUGAGCAGGCUAUUGCUUUCUAUGAGCAAGCUGCUGAUUUGUUUGAAAGUGAAGAAUCAACAACAUCUGCCAACCAGUGCAAACAGAAGAUUGCUCAAUUUGCAGCACAGAUGGAACAAUAUCAGAAGGCAAUUGUGAUUUAUGAGGAUAUUGCACGCCAGUCAAUGAACAAUAAUCUUUUGAAGUACAGUGUUAAGGGGUAUCUCCUGAAUGCUGGCAUCUGCCAGCUUUGUAAAGGCGAUCUUGUUGCCAUAAACAAUGCAUUGGAGCGAUAUCAGGAAUUGGACCCUACUUUUCCAGGAACUCGGGAAUAUAAGUUAUUAGCUGAUAUUGCUGCUGCAAUUGAUGAAGAGGAUGUGGCUAGAUUCACUGAUGUCAUAAAAGAAUUUGAUAGCAUGACACCACUGGAUGCUUGGAAAACUACUCUUCUUUUGAGAGUGAAGCAAGCAGUUAAGGACAAGGAACUGGAAGAGGAUGAUCUUACUUGAAUAUCCUUUCUCUCGCACUUCCAGAUCAAGUUUGUAUCGAGUAAUUGUAUUGUGUUGAACAAUAUUGUCUUUGUGCUUGAUUACAGUGUCUGCUACUCUAAUAUCAAGUGAGUUGCUUGGAGUAUGUGUAAACUAUUGAUUUUUUGUUGGCUUCCACCCCCCUCCCCCUCCUUUUUAUAAAUGGAACUUUCCUAUCA